This is a messenger RNA of Acanthoscelides obtectus, 646 nucleotides long. Lineage: Eukaryota; Metazoa; Arthropoda; Insecta; Coleoptera; Chrysomelidae. The record is from the annotation of a GenBank genome assembly.
UGCAGAUACUCUGAUGAUGAGUGCAGCCACAGCAGUCAAAUUCUUUUGUCUAGCAUUUUCGUUAAUUAUCGUCUUGGCGACAGUAUCAUCAGCGCCGUAUUCAGAUUAUGAUAAUAACAUCCACGAUCUAUACGAGAUGCUGAUGCAGAGAGAGUCAAAUUUAGAAGACCGUUUGGGGCACCAGAUGGCUAGAAGAGCUGGAAGAGGACCACAACUACGGCUCCGUUUUGGAAAAAGGCCAGAUAUGGGUUUCGAAAGUAUGAUUGGUGAAAGGCGUCCAUCGCUCCGUCUGAGGUUUGGCAAGAGGUCAGAAGACGAAUCGGUUCCAGCAUACAUGGAAGGCGUAGCUGAAGCAGGAGAAAAUUAAAUGUUCACUAUCUUCAAUGAUAUUAUGUACGAGAAAAUGUAACAUUACGUUCCUGUCUAUGGAUGUAUAUUUCUUAUUCUUAUGUAUUAAUUUUUAAAGGGAUCGUGUCAAAAUACCUAUAAUUCUCAAACUUUCUAUUAUGGGUGAUGUUUCAAACGAUAACUUCUCAAUCAUAUGGACAACACUGGCGAAUAGUCAAUUGAUGUAUGUAAUAUAUAUUCAUAUGCAACAUAUAUUGUCGAAUGUACUAUAACAAAUAAACGGACUAAGUAACUUGUA